This is a messenger RNA of Aureococcus anophagefferens, 1101 nucleotides long. RefSeq lists its product as hypothetical. The transcript has a single exon. The record is from RefSeq and is a predicted model, not a curated record. The annotation marks the transcript as partial. NCBI's taxonomy places the organism in Eukaryota, Pelagophyceae, Pelagomonadales, Pelagomonadaceae.
AUGGCGCUCUCCAAGCGCGACGAGAUCGAGCUCCGCGGCGAGCUCGCGAGCCUGAGCUACGACCUGCCGCUCGGGUCGACGUCGCUGGUCAAGGCGCUCGUCGACGACCUGCAGAGCACGACGCAGGCCUACAGCUCGCUCCAGGCGCAGGAGGAGACGCUCUCGGGCGAGCUGAGCUCGCUGCAGGGCGUCGUCGUGCCGCUGCGCAAGGAGAACGCGCGGCUCGUGCGCGAGAGCAACGCGCUCCACGGCGAGCUGCUGCGCAAGGCCGAGCAGCACUUCGACGCCGACGCCGCGGAGCGCGACGCGCACGUGUCGACGCGGCGCGCGCUCACGGAGGCGCGCUACCUGCUCAAGAAGCACAAGAUCCCGUUCGGGUACGACGAGGGCGCCGCGGGCGCCGAGGUCGGCGCGGACGAGGACGCGGACGCCGCGGCGCUGCGUCUGCGGGUCGGCGAGCUCGAGGCGCGGCGCGCGGACGACGAGAAGGUCCGGGACCGCCUCGUCUUCCUCGCGGAGGAGCGCGAGAAGGAGCUCGCGCGGCUCAACGGCCUCGUCGCCUCCGGCGCGACGGCGACGGCCGGGUCGGCGUCGGCGCUCGCGGAGAACGAGCGCGUCGUCGCGGCGCUCCGGCGCGAGGUCGACGCGCUCAACGCGCAGGUCUCGGAGCGCGACGGCGUCGUCGCGGGCCUCAGGGGCUGCCAGGACGACGUCGGCGCGCUGCGCACGGCCCUCGCGGCGGCGCGCGACGAGAUCGCCGAGGCGCGCGCGGCGACGCGGGACCGCGAGGCCGCGGACGGCGAGCGUUUGCAAAAACUGGCGGCGGACGCCGCGGACUCGCGCGCGGACGCGGAGGACGGCGAGGACCGGGCGGCGCGCUGCGAGGCGCGCGCCGCGCGCGCGGAGCACGCGCUCCAUCGGGCGAAGCUCGCGCUCGCGGCCGCGGCCGCGCGCGUCGCGCCGCCGCCGCCGCCGCCGCCGGGGCCCGCGGCCGCCGCGGCCGCGGCGCCGCCCGCGGCGGCCGCCGCGCUCGCCGCGGAGCGCGAGGCCUGGGCCGACGCGCUGGCGUCGGCCGUCGACGAGCUCGACGCCGCGCGCGCC